Chroicocephalus ridibundus (black-headed gull) is the source of this 3145-nucleotide messenger RNA. Its product is annotated as neuferricin. The record is from RefSeq and is a predicted model, not a curated record. Bases 101 to 913 code for a protein of 270 amino acids. Lineage: Eukaryota; Metazoa; Chordata; Aves; Charadriiformes; Laridae. The transcript is spliced from 4 exons. Gene Ontology annotation, cellular component: endomembrane system; membrane.
CACACACCGCACUGGCCACGCUGCCGUCAGCCGCCGCCACGCUGCCGUGCGGCGAAGAAAGUGUCGUGAAAGGUGACGGGCGCGGUCGUGUCGCGGCCCCAUGCGGCGGGGUGCGGCAGCGGCGGCGGCGCUUCUGUGCCUGGGGGCCGCCUGCCUGCUGGGCCGCGGGUUCGAUCCCCGCGCCUGGCUGCUGCCGCCGCCCCGCCACCGCCUGCUAAGUGCGGCCGAACUGGCCCGGUACCGGGGGGCGGAGGGCGAGCCCGGCCUCUACCUCGCCGUGCUGGGCCGCGUCUUCGACGUGGAGCGCGGCCGCAAGCACUACGGCCCCGGCGGCGCCUACAGCGGCCUCGCAGGGCCUGUCUGCCCCUCAGGGAGAGAUGCCACCAGAGCAUUUGCCACGGGCGACUUCACCCCGAUGGGGCUGGUGGACGACGUCUCGGGGCUGUUGCCGGGCGAGAUGCUCGCCAUCCAGAGCUGGCUCUCCUUCUACAGUGACAACUACGACCCCGUGGGGAAGCUGGUGGGCAGGUUCUACGAUGAAAAUGGAACACCAACGGAAGCCUUAAGGCAGGCAGAGGCUGCGAUUGAGGAAGCUCUGACGUUCAAAGCAGAAAGCGAGCAGAGGAAGCAGCAGUUUCCACCCUGCAACUCUGAAUGGAGCUCUGCUAAGGGCAGCCGAUUCUGGUGCUCCAGACAGAGUGGAGGAGUGAACAGGGACUGGGCUGGGGUCCCUCGGAAGCUGUACCGACCCGGUUCGAGGGGGAGUGACUGCGUGUGCGUGAGGACUACUGGUCCCCCGUGGGGCCAGCCGGACUCCAGCGAGCACAGCGACAGGGGCGACCUGGACAACCCUCACCUGGAGCAAUAUGACGGCUGCCAUCCACUGGCCGAGCAGUGUGUCCUAAGGGUGUGAUUCCGAGCGCUGGAUCCGAGGUGGGCGUAGGGUCCUGAAGCAAAACGUUGCACCUUGGGUGGGCAGCUCCAGCUUUAUUCCCUUCCGUCUGUGCAAAGGGAGCAAUAACAAUCUCAUGUUAUUCGUGACUCUCUUUUAAUGUACGGAGACGGAGAAGGAAACACUUCAGCCAAGUUAGUGGCUAAAAAACCAGCAACAGGAUGCUUUCGUUCUCAGUGCUUUAUUCCUAUGGUAUUUUUACAUCUGGUGAAAAACUGUAAGAUGCGCAACCAGAAUUAUAUUUAAAAACUGAUUUCUUGUGCAGUCAGGAAAUAGAUGCUUGUGUGCACGGUGGCGGGUGCGAUGUGUUGUGUUUUAAGGCAGCGAGGUAGUGAGCACAAGAGCCACUGCGUCACCACCGCCUCGGUUUACGCACAGUCCUCCAGGUGCUUGAACUCUGCCAGCUGCAUCGUAGUGCUAAUGCUUCUUCCCGGGCACCCGAUUUACUCCAAAGAGUUUGAAGGGAGCAGGGAGAAGCGUGAAUUUCUCCUACAGUUAAGGUACAUAGUGUCUAGGUGUGCGGUUUAGUUAUACACGAGCUUUAUCAAGUUCUUGGAGUACCAAAGGCAAAGGUCAUAGCUGCAUUUCCUCAUUUAGUGUUUGUAUUAGAUACUGUGCAAAGAAGAUAUUGAAAGCCACCUACGAGGAUCAUCAUUUUAUAUUAACCUCACCAUCCUGGGCCUCUGAUUCACUGCUUUCAAACUACUCCCAUCAGAGAUCGGUAGUUUUAGGUAGGCAAUAACAACAGCUCUGUGGCAACACAACCGUCCUACUGUAACCUGCCUCCUGUUUCCAUCCUGGUAGAUGAGCUCCCAUCUGGUACGUGUCGGUCAGACUACAAGCCAAGGCUGGAUGUCCCCUCACAAGGCCCAGCUCCCCUCAAGUCUGUACACAUUUUAACACAGCUGGCAAAAUUCAGCAACACGAGCGACUCCCAGAAGAGCAGGGCAAGUUAUUACCAUUUCUGUGCAGGGCUGGAAAGGACAAGGGAGGACCCGCACGGGGCUUGGGUGCUAUAAACCCCAGCAGGGAAGCAGUUGCUGUUUCUUGGAGUCUACCCUUAGAAUCAGUUUCUGGUGUAGCCGCAGCCUCAAGAGAGACACGCAGAUGACACGGAGUCCAGCAGUGGCAGAGAUCCAUGCUGAGCUGAGUUCAGGUCUGUCCUUAAGGCAGCUGCCACCUACGUAUAAAGAGCCAAGAGCCAUUUAUAAACUCAUCAGUUUUGGGCUACUACCACCUCUAAAGAAAGUCCCACAAAGCUAAGUAAUUAGUGAAUAACUAGGGAGAUUACAGGAGGCCUGGCAGCGUUGCUGCAAAGCAAGAGCGAUAACGCGAUUGCAGCGGCAGCAGGACAUAGUUCAGCACUUCCCCCUGGGAUGUUUUGAUGGGGCUGGAGCUGCCGUGGACAGGAGCCACACAGCGGUUCAAAUGUGUACAUGCUUAGUGUGGUGUUUUGGGGGGUGGCGGGGUUUAGCCUGGGUCUGUUGUGUUUCUUUUCCACUGUAACCUCGACGAGAAGUCCUCUAAGGCACUGUCGGUCAGCAGUGGCAGUUGUACGCGUGGCUGAGUGGCAGCAGAGCCAUCGCACAUCGUCACGCUUUUGAAACUGAAACUUAGCCCUGGGCUUGUGCCCUCGUUGGGGUCGCAGCAGGCAACUCAUUUCACCCAAGAACCCUAAUGCUAAAGCUGUGUAAAGCCUGCAGGAAAGAGCUGCAAAGCUUUGUCGUCUCCACAACUUGGUGGCCAUUACAAGUGUCAGCAGGUCAUUUGCUUUUGGACACAUCUCCUUUAACAAGAACUUGCAUUUAGAUGCCAAACCAUCCCCCAAAGUGAUUGGCAAGUGCCUUUAAAAUAGCUUUAGAAGUUGCAGCAAAUUCCAGAUUACUAGUCCAUAGUUUAGUGUUUGGAAACACCGGGGGGAAGUCUCCUUUGCACUCAGAAUAAGUCAUCUAUUAAAGCAGAGAAGGAGACUCCCUCGCUGAGCUGAAGCGCUCCAAGAUUAUCUUGUUUCUACUCCAGCUCAAAGGCUCAGCUCUUUAUCUACCCGCCCAUCCCAGGAGAGGAAAGGGUGGGGAGAAGCCCAGCAACAGCUACACAGGGUCGCGUCAGCACAGACAGUGCUCUAAUAAAGCUCACCAUUCAUCUGCAGUUUAGUAAGUUUUAUUAAUAAAAGGCGAAUGCAUCACAAUCUCA